CAUCGUCUCAUCAGUCCUCAAUCGAUUUGGUAUCCGUAAGUGAGUGGGCAGCUUUACAUAGGCCGAGUAUCGGAGAGCCAGUUAAAAGAUGACCGAACUGACAAUAGCGCUAAGUAUGCGGCAUUUGGAGGGGAUAAGUGGAGGGAGAAAUAAUUUUGAAAUGUUCUUUUGAACAAGAAUAAUUGUGGAAGAACGAAGAAAUUUCAUUCUUUGCCGUUUUCCACUUAUAUCCAUCAGACAAUAAUAGAUAUAAAGAUAACUUCAAACAUAAAAAAAGAAAAUGCCAAAGUCUCAUGUAUUACUUCUUGGAGGUACUGGCUUUAUAGGAAGGAACAUUGUGUACUAUUGGUUAAAGGAGAAAAAAGUUGAGUCGAUAGUUGUGGUGGAUUUGCUCUCUCCUGAAUUGGCGUGGAUGACUCAAGAACAUAGAGAUGCGUAUAAUGAUCGUAAAGUUCAAUACAAGAAAGCUAAUCUCAUUUUUCCUGAAGAAUGCACGGAAGUAUUUGAGAGACUUGGAGAUGCUCCCAAAUUCGAUGUUGUGGUGAAUUGUGCUGGAGUGACGAAACCAGGCCAAGCAGAGAGCGUGUAUAAAAAAAAUAUAUUCAGGGUUAGUCUAAACUGUGCUAGGGAGGCGGCCAUGCGUAAAAUAAGAUUUAUCGAGUUAUCAUCUGGAAACAUGAACUCUUUGGGUAGGAUGCACAGAGAGUGUGACCCAGUCGAUCCUUGGACUAGUGUGGCUAAGUGGAAGAGGAAGGUGGAAGAAGAACUAGCAAAGGUCCCUAACCUUGAGUAUACCAUCCUUCGUCUCCCGAUCGUGUACGGGAAAGGAGACUUGAAUGGUCUUAUGCCCAGAAUAUUAGAGGCGGCAGUUUACAAGAGGUUGGGAGGAUCAAUGAAACUGCGUGGGAGUGCCGACACGAGGAUACACACUGUGCACGUCCAUGAUGUAACCAGAGCAAUAUUUAAUGUCCGUGCAAGAGAUGAUACCAAAGGAGAGAUUUUCAACGUGGUGGACUACGAUGAUUCAUCACAGGGCUCCAUAUGGAAAAUACUAUGUUCUUUGUUUGGAAUAAAGGUAGACUUCACCGGCGAUCUCAUGUCCAGGUUGUCGGACGUGACGAUGGCCGCCGAACAGGCUAACGAGAGGAUAAUGGCCACAUGGGACGAGGUCAUGAAGGAAGAGGAUAUGUAUACACCCCUGUCUCCGCACAUAUACCCCGAGCAGCUUAUUAGCAAUCAUUUGAGGUUGGAUGGAAACAAACUGCGGUCACUCGAUCCCUUUUUCCUUGGAAUGAGUGUGUGUUUUCCAAAAGCGGAGCAUCUGAAGGAGAUUGUAGAUUAUUACAUUGAUGUGGGAAUAUUCCCACGUUCACUAGCCCCGGUACAACCAUCUGAUGAAGCUGUAUAAUGGAGAUAACAUAUUUCCAGUCAGCUCUCCCUGAAUUAGCGCAAAUGUAUCUAGAACAGGCUGGAGCGUACCAAAAGGUCCUUAAAUGAACUAAUUUUAAAACUGAUUUUUGGCCAGCAGAUAGUACUCAACGUCCUUAGAUUUUAACUACAGCGUGCUAGCUCUAAUACUGCCGCAACGCUUCUCAGACCUGCUUUAAAGUGGUAAAAAGACGUUUUGGUGGUAUUCUCAAACCUGUUUUGGAGGCAUUUACACAAGUCCGGAAGGGCUGACUAGGGUUAUUUUAUAACCACUAAAAAUACUAUAACAUAUACCAAAACAAGUUUUCUUGAAAUUAAUGGUUGAACAUGGUUGCGACUUCUCUAACUUUCAGGAACGUCUCUCUAACAAGUUAAAUUCCCAAUCUAAACUGCUUAACCACACACUGAAGCAAAGAUACGUAAUGUAAUACUUUUGGUGAUGAUAGACAGAAUCGUUUUUAAAUUCAAGUAGAAAUAAUUUUUCAAAUUAAGUGCCCUACUGUAUUUUUAUAGUUGUAGUCACCGUCUUGGCGGUUACGUCAUCAACGCCAUAUGAAAUAAGUAAACAGAUCGAGUCUACGUACCAUGGGCGGAUCUUAAUUUUCCUAACUGAUAAUAAAAUAAUUUUCCUAACUGCUGUUUUAAUUCUCUUCCUGGAAAUACUCUAAUAAAUUUCGCACAAGCUGUCGGCCUUCUCCAUUGAAGAUUGAUAACAAGACAACUCAAAUUGUACACCGAUGUCAAGUAAGUUGUCACUCUGACAAACAUGAUUGAAAGGCACUCAUACGUUUUCGAGACGGAGACACACAACUGAAAACCGCAUGUCUUUGAACUUACCGAAGAAGCGUUCGCACACAGGGGUAGGUUGCAUGUGUAUGUAUGAGGGAGAUGGAGAUAUAUGUGUAUAAAGGGUUACUGGUAGUCUUACUUUGGCCCGCCAAGAACGGUUACUACAACUUCACCUCUGAAGGUGCAUUUGAUAGAAUGUGUGUCUAGGUGAAGCUACAGGUUGACAUAUGCAGGGUGACUGAAAAAAAAAUAAAGAGCAAUAUUUAUACAGUAGGAAGUAGAUCGAUCACAAUAUGAAGGGUUCUUAUGAACACAGGUCCUAAAACGCCCUCUUACCGGGAUACAAUGUGUUAUAACGCCACUGAUGAUACAGUCCACAUGACAUGGAUGUCAGUGUCAAGCUACACUAAAUUCAACUUCUUUCAAAUUAGGAAAGGUUAAAAUUUUUACGAGAAUAUAGAAACUUAGCAAUUUUAUCGCCGUUUUUAAUCAUCCUGUAUAUGCAGCAAUGGUCUCACGGAUUCUGACCCUGUGUUGGUCGUAAGUUAAUAUUUAUCAAAAUGUUUGUAGCUCAGAUUAUCAGUCAGUUGAUUAUUAUGUAAAAUAUUUCAUUAACAUGUUUUUACAGAAACCUGGAAUUUAAAUGAUUCGUUGUCAUUUUAAAACUGAUUUUUUCGUUGUGUAAAAACAUUCUGCGCAAAAAAUGUAAAGAUGUCUGCGAACAAAUGCUCUUCUUGUAAGUAGUUUCUUCAUAUUUAUAUUAUAUUGAAAAUAUUUGAAUUCGAUCAAAAUCAAUCCAAAACAGACAUCUAUAUAAUUUUUAUGGCAUAUCGUGAUUUUUUAUAUUGACUGAGUUAGUGUUACGAAUUCAAUCAAACCAUUUUAUCCAAAGAAUGCUACAUUCACAACAAUAGGAAAAUACUAUUAAAAUGAUAUUUACGAUGCUUCGCAAUAAACUUAGCUGCGCUCCAAUUAUCUCAUUGUUGGCGACCCAGUAAAUUGGCCAACAGUAGCGCGAGAAUUUGACGAUUGGGUGUCAGUGUUUGUUGUGAUGCAGUGAAAAUCACGUGUGCGUAUUUAUGUUAGUUAUGUAAUAUACAAUAUUAUAUACUAUUAUAUUUAAAUUAGCAAUUAGCGAAUAUACUAUACCUAUACUAUUUUAGAUUAAUGUAAGAUACCUAAAACCCUAGAAAUGUAAAUUUUAAGUUCAACAUUUUGCUCAAUUUACUCGUUAAAAGUGAAGCAUCUUAUUUUUGUAUCGUAUUGAUGAGGUUAUACUGUUAUACCUUUACAAAAAUAAAGCAACCUUCGUGGUAGGAAUUUUUAGAAGAUUUUGCUCGAUUUAUUUGUAAAAUGUGAAACGUUGAAAGGUGAUUUUUGUAUUGAUAGGAUUUAUAUAUUGUAAUACAUGAAUGAAAUAAAAAUUACACUGCCAAUGUCGUUAUCAUUAUAAUGAAGAGUGC
This is a messenger RNA of Acanthoscelides obtectus, 3680 nucleotides long. Lineage: Eukaryota; Metazoa; Arthropoda; Insecta; Coleoptera; Chrysomelidae. The record is from the annotation of a GenBank genome assembly.